UAUCAUCAGUUCAGGAAGCUUUCCAUUAGUGAGCAGAUACACAAACCGACCAGCAGGGGGAGCCUUCUAUUCACAAGUGGUCGUCAAGGUUACCAGACCUUUUUGUAACAACUAGUGCUGAACGGAACUAGCUCAGCAGGAGCUCAGCUACUUUACCGAGUAUAACUUAAAACUCGGCUGAAAACAACCUUCAAACAUAAACCAAGACCUAACCCAAGAAACAACUGUGGGGACUCAUUUGUUUAUUUUUUGUUUUAACAUUAAAACAACCAAAUCAGCACUUAAAUGAAUUCAACACGUCCAAAAUCCUCAAAAGGACGAAGCAGGCCCCCAGCGGACCAUACUGUGCGUGAUACCAGAGAGCACGUCCAGAGUGACCACCACCUGGCCGUGGGGCACCAGUCCGACGGCUGCAUCAGGUCCAGGUCAGACUCUGUGACCGGGAUCACCACGCCGCAAGGCCAGGACUACACAGCAACACCGCUGCAAUCCGUCCCUGCUCGGCUAACACUCUCCCUGAACAAAUACAAGGUGCUUCCAUCCAUAAAAAAACCGUCAGAUGUUAGCCACGCCCUUGUCCCAGAAAUGAAGACAUCCAAGAUUAAACUAUGUGAUCAUGUCAUCGCUCAGCAGCGAAGGCAUAGUCAUGGAGAACCAGGUUGUUAUGCCGAGAAGACCCCGGCAAAGACCCAGACUGCGACCCGGAGUAACCCUGAAAUAGGCCGGGUUGCCCCUGCCCCUAACAAGCCUCCUGACCCAGUCAUCAUGGAGUCCAGAGACGAGACUCCUGCCGUUGUUGCUACAGACCAGUUGCUUCUAGCUAUCAGAGCACCGUGUGGCAGGAGAUUUCAGCAACACUUUUCCUAUGCCGACACCCUGCAGACACUCAUCACUUGUGCAGAAGCCAGAAAUGAAACAAGCUACUCCGAAGCCUUCAUUGAAACUAUGGAUGUGCCUCGAAGGAGCUUCAGGAGAUUGGACAUGACUCUGUCAGAGUGCUGCAUCUUCAACAGAUCAGUGCUGUGCAUCUCUCAGGAGAGACACUCGGAUAUUGCCACAAGCGUAGUUGAUAAUGGGUAAUUAUGUCACAUUCUAAAUGAUGAGCCAUGUAUGGAAAAAUUUACCCGUGAUCCAAAAUUUGAAAGGCAAUUGAGAAAUGAUUUUUGCUCACACACUAGUCACAAGGCAAUACCAUAGUACACUGUCCAAAGAGCUGGCAAUGUGCCAGACAUGUCACUGUAUCUGAUCAAACUGACUUAAACUAUUAUACUCCCCAUUGCCGCUGGUGAAUACAAAGUCCAUCUUCAAGACUUUUGAAUGGCAUCGAGCAGAUAUCUGCACUAACCUGAAUCAAAUACUAAAUCUUAAAACGCAUCUAAUCUUAUUGCUAUCUGCAUAUUCUUAAUGAAUCCAUAAUUGUUGAUUAACAAUAAGUGGUUUCCAUUAUUCGCUUGGAAGCAAACCCUUUAGUGUGGAUAUCUGGCAUGUUAGUAGCAGCCCAAUCAAUAAUACACAACUUGGUGCAGAAAAUUAACCUGUAAUGGACGUUUGAAGUUCAAAAUAUUUUUUUUGAACUGUAUUUUCCCAAAAGCACAAAUGAUAUUGCCGUGUUUUGUUCAAUAAACCAUGUAGAUUGCC
Molecule: messenger RNA, 1638 nt
Organism: Gadus morhua (Atlantic cod)
Lineage: Eukaryota; Metazoa; Chordata; Actinopteri; Gadiformes; Gadidae
Gene: ubxn10
Product: UBX domain protein 10
Exons: 2
Coding region: 286-1080 (264 amino acids)
Molecular function (GO): protein binding
Source: RefSeq, a predicted model, not a curated record